Messenger RNA from Nothobranchius furzeri (turquoise killifish), 725 nucleotides. Its product is annotated as troponin I, cardiac muscle. NCBI's taxonomy places the organism in Eukaryota, Metazoa, Chordata, Actinopteri, Cyprinodontiformes, Nothobranchiidae. Gene Ontology annotation, cellular component: troponin complex. Gene Ontology annotation, biological process: skeletal muscle contraction; cardiac muscle contraction. The record is from RefSeq and is a predicted model, not a curated record.
AGAAGAAAUUUGCAGUUACACGACGACUGCUCAUAAAGUCCAAGCUAUUGAAGAAGGCUGGCUCCAUGCUGGUAGCUGAAAUUGAGGAGAAGAAGCUUGAGAAAGAAAGAGUUGUAGAUGAAAGUGUUCCACCGCUGAAGCUGUCGGGUCUGUCAGCCCAAGAGCUCCAGGAACUUUGCAACGAAUUACACAGGAAAAUAGAUGUUGCUGAUGAGGCACGUUAUGAUAUGGGGGUUAAAGUGGACAAAAAUGAGAAUGAGAUCCAGUCACUGAAACAGAAGAUCAUAGAGCUGAAGGGGAUAAAAAAGCCCAGAUUGAAGAGGGUAAAGAAAACAACUGAUGACAUGCUGGGAGCAUGCACCGAAACCUCCAAACUCAUGAAAGCCGACUUCAAGGCCAACCUCAGAACAGUGAAGAAAGAUGAGGACAAGAAGGAAGAAGUGACUGAUUGGCGUAAGAACGUGGAGGCCCUCUCUGGCAUGGAGGGCAGGAAGAAGCUGUUUAAUGCAGGACAAUGAAGAGAUGCUCGUUAGCAAACAUGGUUUUGUUAGCAACACGUCUGUCUAAUGUUCACUAUAAGUUCAAGAUAUUCAACUCUUAUCGUGCUUUACUCUGACAUUAAACUCCUACAUGUGACCAGAUGCCGUCUCUAAAGGUAAAAAUUUAUUUGAUUAGAUAUUGCAUAAUUCAAAUUCUGUGUUUUAAAUAAAGGCCAAUUUGAUUGA